GAACUCUUAAAGCGCUCGAGUCUCUUUAGGCGUUACAAAAAUGAUAGGUGGGGUUUUUAUCUAUAACCACAAAGGAGAAGUUUUGAUAUCAAGAAUAUUUCGCGACGAUGUCUCAAGAAAUGCUGCAGACGCUUUUCGAGUCAAUGUAAUUCAUGCACGACAACAGGUUCGCUCACCCAUUAGCAUAGUAGCAAGGACAAGCUUCUUUCACGUCAAAAGAGCAAACAUUUGGAUAUGUGCUGUUGCUCGUCGAAAUGUUAAUGCUGCUAUGGUCUUCCAGCUGCUACACGCUCUUCUGAACCUGAUGAAGGACUACUUUGGUAGAGUAACGGAGGAAAAUAUAAAAAAUAACUUCGUUUUGAUAUACGAAAUUCUCGAUGGUAAGCUAACUUUUUUCCUGGUUAUUGUUACAGAGGUGAUUGAUUAUGGAUAUGGGCAGAAUACAGAUACAGGAAUUUUGAAAUCCCUCAUUACUCAGGCUGGGACACGCACAGCCACUAAAGAGGAGACUGCUCAAAUAACAAAUCAAGUUACUGGUCAGAUUGGAUGGCGCCGUGAAGGUAUAAAAUACAGAAGGAAUGAACUGUUUCUGGAUAUCAUGGAGUCGGUCAAUCUUCUUAUGUCACCGCAAGGACAAGUUUUAUCUGCACAUGUGGCAGGUCGAGUGAUCAUGAAGUCUUACUUAAGUGGUAUGCCAGAAUGUAAAUUUGGUUUUAAUGACAAAGUCAGUUUGGAAAAUAAACAGCGAUCUACAGCUGGUACAGAAGACAGUAGUGGAGGUAUUGCAAUAGAUGACUGUCAAUUUCACCAAUGUGUUAAACUGGGUCGAUUCGAAACUGAACAUACAAUCUCUUUUAUUCCACCAGACGGUGAAUUCGAGUUGAUGCGUUAUAGAACUACUAAGGAGAUCAGUUUACCAUUUCGUGUCAUACCAUUAGUUCGUGAACUUGGUAAAACUAAAAUGGAUGUGAAAGUAAUUUUAAAAGCUAAUUUUCGUCCUAAUUUAUUUGCACAAAAAAUUGAAGUUCAUAUACCGACUCCAAUGAAUACAAGUGGUGUACAAGUUGUAUGUAUGAAAGGUAGAGCAAAAUAUAAAGCAGCUGAAAAUGCUAUUAUUUGGAAGAUUAGACGAAUAUCUGGCAUGAAAGAUUGUCAAUUAUCUGCGGAAAUUGAGUUAUUACAAGCUUCAGAUAAACAAAAACGUUGGAUGCGUCCACCGAUUUCUAUGAAUUUCGAGGUACCAUUUGCACCGUCUGGAUUUAAAGUUCGUUUCUUAAAGGUGUUCGAAUCUAAAUUGAAUUAUUCAGAUCAUGAUGUAGUGAAAUGGGUUCGCUAUAUUGGUAAAAGUGGCUUGUAUGAAACAAGAUGUUAAAGAGACAAUCUUCUUUGUUUGUAUUUUUCAAAUUUAUCAGCUUUUUAUCUUCACUUCAACAAAUCAACUUCUAUACUACUCUUUAUUUAAAUGAAUGAUUAUAACUGUUUUGUUUAUUCAACAUUGCGAGAAAUUCAAUCAUAUAUAUAUAGACACAUAUACAAAUACAAAAUUUGGCAUAAUAACCAACUAUGCACAGUUUCCAUUCAAUUCAAAUGCUUAUCUUUUUCAUCUGAUAAAGAUCUUCAAUCUGCUAACCACCCUUACAUUUGCUUACUACACAUGUGUAAACGUAUAUUUGUAUGUUCAUCAUUCAAUAUAGUGAUAGGUAUACAAUUGUAUAAACAAUGAUGAACAUAAUGGUAAGAAUUCGUUUGUGCAUUUCUAUGUUCGAUCCCGUGUUUAUUAUUCAAUUAUCCUUUGAUUCUUUCAACAUAAAUAUGUCCUUGUGUACUUUUUUUCCCCAUCUAAAAUUAAUGGUUAUAUUAAUUGUUAUUGUAAGCUAUUGUUUUGUCGAUUAUUUUGCCUGAUCAUUCCAUCUAUUCAUGAUUUUGCUUUGUACCAUUUCAUUCCUACAUAUUGUUUAUAAACUUUCCCUAUCUGUCCUCUAUUGUUUCACUUCGUAUUCUCUAUUUCAAUAAUUACUACUACUAUUACUACUAGUACUACUUACAAUUGAUUAGAAAUCUCAAGUAAUAUCUAUUUACAUUUUGUUUUCAUUCUUAUGAUUUUUAUUGUUUUUGUUCACAUUAUCUCUCUCUACACUCUUUAUCUAAUCAUAUUUAGCAUUUUAUUAGUUAUUUCAUCAUACUACCAAUAAACCAAAAUAAAUUAACAGUAAUAUCUUGCUAUUAUUUCAUUUUGUAUACUAGUGAUUUAAUUAAAUUUGUUUUUAAUGUGUGA
Molecule: messenger RNA, 2275 nt
Organism: Schistosoma margrebowiei
Lineage: Eukaryota; Metazoa; Platyhelminthes; Trematoda; Strigeidida; Schistosomatidae
Source: the annotation of a GenBank genome assembly